AUGGUGAGAAAAUACAAACAUCUGUACGACGCGACGCUCAGUGACAAAAUGGCAAGGAAUUUACGCAGGGACAUCGCCAACAUGGUUCAGGCUCAGAUGAAUAUCAUUCUAGAAAAAUUUCCAGAUGAACUCAAAACCCUUGAGCAAGCUGGAGAUCAUGUCAUCUCUCCCCAUAGAGUACAGGUUCAUCAAAUACCUGAGAGAGGAGCAUUUGGCCAAGUGGUCCAGUGUCGGAUCAAGGACACUUUACAGGACGUGGCUGUCAAACUGCCGUUGUUUCAGCAGGACACCAAGGACGAGAUUUCCAUCCUCACUCGACUGAUGGAGGAAGGAUGUGACCAGAGAAACAUCGUCACAUUUUUGGAGGCGUUUGACACUCGUUUGGGGAAAGUCAUGAUCUUUGAAGCGCUGGACAUGUCUCUGUACGAUUACCACAGAACAAACGCCCCACUGCGCCUCUCUGAUGUCCGCACCAUCACCAAACAGGUGGCCACAGCCUUGGAUGCGCUCAAAGAGAUGUCCAUAAUCCACGCGGACAUUAAACAGGGAAAUGUGAUGGUGGUGGAUCACAGACAGAGGCCCCCGCAGGUCAAACUCAUCGACUUCGGUUUGGCCAGGCCCGCAAAGGAGGCCAAACUGGGCAGGAGGAUCCACCACGUGUGCCACAGUAGACCCCCUGAAAUCAUUCUGGGUUUGCCUUGGAACGAGGCCGUGGACGUGUGGUCCCUGGGGACCAUGUUUGCCGACCUGUGGUUAGGAAUUAAAUGA
Boleophthalmus pectinirostris (great blue-spotted mudskipper) is the source of this 768-nucleotide messenger RNA. RefSeq names its product homeodomain-interacting protein kinase 1-like. The transcript is spliced from 5 exons. The coding region runs from base 1 to 768 and encodes 255 amino acids. Gene Ontology annotation, molecular function: ATP binding; protein serine/threonine kinase activity; protein tyrosine kinase activity. The record is from RefSeq and is a predicted model, not a curated record. Gene Ontology annotation, cellular component: nucleus; cytoplasm. Gene Ontology annotation, biological process: peptidyl-serine phosphorylation; peptidyl-threonine phosphorylation. Lineage: Eukaryota; Metazoa; Chordata; Actinopteri; Gobiiformes; Gobiidae.